UCAGAUUCCGAUAUGGUGAGGCUGGCGCCGUCUAGUCAUGUGUCGCCCGUGAUAACGUCUUAUAAAUGGCGUUGUGUGAGGUUCCGUUUCUGUGGGGAUCUGGAUUGCCCGGACUGGGUUUUGGCAGAGAUCAGCACCUUGGCUAAAAUAUCUUCUGUUAAGUUGAAGUUGAUCUGUGCCCAAGUUCUGAAGGAGCAGCUGGGGGAAACAAUUGAUUAUGAAAAGAUAGUGAAGCUGACCGCUGAUGCCCGCUUUGAGUCUGGUGACAUCAAAGCCACGGUUGCUGUCCUCUGUUUUAUCCUCUCGAGUGCUGCCAAACAUAAUGUGAGCGGUGACAACUUGUCCAGUGAGCUCCAGCAGCUGGGUCUCCCCAGAGAACAUGCUGUCUCCCUUUGCCGCUCUUAUGACGAGAAGCAGACUGCCCUACAGGAAACCCUGAGAGAAAACAGUCUCCGCUUAUCACGACUAUCUUCUCUGAGCUGGCGGGUAGACCAGACCCUCAGCUCCAGUAUACUACAAGAGGUGAAUGAACCAGUAGUCCAUCUAAACCUGGGUGUGAAAGAUUCUGAUGGCUCCAGACCUGUCAAUGUGACUAUGUCUGCCAGUAAAUUAAGAGUUUUGUUAACAGAACUGAAACAAGCUCUUGAGAUGAUGAACUCCCUGAACUGAGCUACAUUUUGCUCAGACGCCCUCUGUGCAGCUGAAACUCGGUGGAUGAGGAGACCAUGGGGUCUGUGAAAAAGAACUUGGUUCCUGAGAACAGCCGUCAUCCACAGAAAAUUGAGGAAGAUGGAUACUUCUGGACUAGAUAAACAUUUAUGGUUUACUGUGUAAGGCCUCAUGCACACGGCCGUGUUCCGCGGCCGAGAGCGGACCGUGGAAACCCGGCCGGGAUUCCUGCUGACAGCAUG
Molecule: messenger RNA, 911 nt
Organism: Bufo gargarizans (Asiatic toad)
Lineage: Eukaryota; Metazoa; Chordata; Amphibia; Anura; Bufonidae
Gene: COMMD4
Product: COMM domain containing 4
Exons: 8
Coding region: 13-669 (218 amino acids)
Source: RefSeq, a predicted model, not a curated record